Trichoderma atroviride IMI 206040 is the source of this 1977-nucleotide messenger RNA. RefSeq lists its product as uncharacterized. Gene Ontology annotation, cellular component: Ino80 complex. The record is from RefSeq and is a predicted model, not a curated record. Lineage: Eukaryota; Fungi; Ascomycota; Sordariomycetes; Hypocreales; Hypocreaceae.
AUGGCUGCCUCGCCGAGCUCCGUGGACGCCACGUCCGAUGCAGAGCAGCCAAGCUCUCCCGCCCCAGCAGAAAGCAAAUCAUUCGCCUCGCGCGCCGAUGCUGACGACGAAGACAACACCAUUAUUGCAACGCCCUCCGAGGCCGCUGAGAAGCCCUCCAGGGGCAAGGGCAGAGGAAAGGACAAGGACAAGGACAAGGACGCGCAAUCAUUGAUUGGCAAAAUCAGGCACUUGAAGAAGGAAGACGGAGAGCCCCUUUGGCGCAAGGAUAUCCAGUACGAUUUUCUCAGGGCCGUCUUUGACAAUGACCAAAAGGUCUUCACCAACUCGUAUGACCCCGAACUGGAGAAACAGUGCUUCGCCGACUUGUACAUAGACACCAUGGCUCGGAGUUCCAAGACAAGCAAGGUGCUCAGGGAUAAGCUGAUGAAUGACCGAGAGGCUGCCAAAGGCAUGGCCAUGGUCUGUUUGCUGGUCAACAUGGGCCGCAUGAACACUACACUCAAUUUCUUUCCCGAGAUGCGAGCACAGCUGCGGACAUACCACGCUAUCCCCUCUCUGCAAGCACAGCAAGAUCCUCACGCCUACAAGCAGCUACAGGAUGCCCCACGACUCAAGUCCAUCUUGAAAGGCGGCGCGGAAGACAGAGACGAGCCUACUUCCCUAGAAAAGAUCAAACAACACGAUAUCCCGCGCACCAACCCCGUCAACCUCAUCUUUGUCAUGUGCAACUCGGCGUUGAAGGUUGCAGAACUUCACUUUCCACCCCAUCGCGAGUUUCAUGAUGUCAUUAUGAAAACCCAGUACAGCAGCAUGUCUAGAGCCAAGGCCUUUUUAUGGCUAAUGUGGUUCUAUCUAGAAUCCGACUUCACCGAAGAAGGAUGCGAAGAGAACCCUUUUGGAGCCGGUGUUGAUUAUGGUGUUGAUGUUGCCAACCAGGGCGUGCCUGAGCUUCAAGAAAUGACCGAUGAACAGAAAGCUGCAGAAAACGUUGACCCAGAGGUUGAAAUUGAAUUUGGCCACGAGAAGCAGAAAAUCCGAGCUACCAUCUUGGAGAUGGACCAUCAGUUUUUGACAGAACGGGAGAAACGUGGGAAAACGCGGCCAUCGGUGGCAGACGACGGCCCCGCCAUCUUGCCUCGAAUUAGACCUUCGAAGCAUGAGUCUGAUAUGGAGAGCAAUCGAUCGACUCCGCCUAGAUCACUCGCCAGAAAAAUUGCCACUAUGAACGGACACAGAUCUGCGCCUCUCAAGUAUCAAAUCUUCGAGGGCUCUUCGCCGGCUCGCCAUGGAGGCGACGGUGUUGUCGCCCGAAAGCCUCGUCCCCCAACAGCCCAUCAGCUUGCUGUUGAGCGGAAUAGAAGCCAGAGAGUCGAGUAUAUUCUAGACCGUGGCCUCCGAAAACAUCAUCACAAAAGCAGGAAGCUCAGGCGGCAAGAGGGCGCCAUCGUGAGGACAUACAAUCGCCUUCAGGCUCAGGCUGAUCCUUUCGAAGACAGCGACGCCGAGGACCAUACUCCACGCAGCUUACCCGUCAAUGGCGACAAGGGCAAGAACGUUUUCAGAGAGAAGGGCAUUGGCGGCCUCUGCCUCUUGGCCACGGACGCAGACGACUACGGAGAGGAGGUGAGCUCGUAUGCUGCUGCCAUUAGACGGUCAACACGGCGUCUCGCCCGCUGGAGAGGGCAUGAAGCCGAGCUCGGCGUGAUCCCUAUAGUCAAGAAGCCCAAGCCGGUGACGGCCAGCGACAAUGCCCACGAUGAAACUGCGGCUGAUGCCUCAGACAAUCUCGCUGCCGAAGGCUCGAAUCCCAAAGUCAAUGGCAGUGCGUCUAAAGGUGAUGACAAAGAUAUCAACGGCGACGCUACGAUUGCGGACGAUGUGGAGAUGGAGGAGGCCGACAAUAUGGCACUUGCAGAUGAGGAAGCUGACGAUGCAGACAAGACAGAAGUCAUGGUAGAUUCGGAGAUGGAGUAG